This is a messenger RNA of Spirometra erinaceieuropaei, 649 nucleotides long. NCBI's taxonomy places the organism in Eukaryota, Metazoa, Platyhelminthes, Cestoda, Diphyllobothriidea, Diphyllobothriidae. The record is from the annotation of a GenBank genome assembly.
AUGGCCUCGGGGAACGUUUUGAAGAUCAUCGUCACCACUGUCUCUGGUCUCUGUGAAUUCCUGCGCAUGCCGUUCGAACUUUGCAACGACUCCCGGACCUUCCAGGAGUUUCGCAACCUACCACUUGCCUACUCCUAUAUUGACGACUCGUUCGUAGGCAGUUCCACUGUCGAAGAACACAUGGAGCAUCUUCCAACGGCGUUUGACCGUCUUCAACAAUUUGGCGUUGUUCUCAAACCAUCGAAAUGUCUUCUGUACGUCCUCCGUAGAAUUUUUCGUGCAUCUGGUUGACUCCAACGGCAUUCAUCCUCUUCCUUCAAGGGUUGCGUCCAUGCGUGAUUUCCCACCUCCCUCAUCCAAACGCCAGCCGCGGCGAUUUCCGGACACGAUGAAUUUCUAUCGCUGGCCCCACCCAAAUCGUGCCGACACUAUGCUGCCACUAAUUAGCCUCCUCUCGAGCCCCAGAAGUUCGUUCGAGAUGUCUGCAGACGCGAUCGCUGCUUUUGACAAAGUCGAGGCUGCCCUGGUCGAUGCCACACUUCUGAUCCACUCCGCUCCCGGCGUCUCUAUCACCAUUAUGGAGCAUGUCCCCAAUUUUGCCUUUGACGCGGUUCUCCAGCAGCACCUUACAGGCCAGACCAGUCCCUAG